Molecule: messenger RNA, 7686 nt
Organism: Onychostoma macrolepis
Lineage: Eukaryota; Metazoa; Chordata; Actinopteri; Cypriniformes; Cyprinidae
Gene: chst3a
Product: carbohydrate (chondroitin 6) sulfotransferase 3a
Exons: 2
Coding region: 3446-4705 (419 amino acids)
Biological process (GO): N-acetylglucosamine metabolic process; carbohydrate metabolic process
Cellular component (GO): Golgi membrane
Molecular function (GO): N-acetylglucosamine 6-O-sulfotransferase activity; chondroitin 6-sulfotransferase activity
Source: RefSeq, a predicted model, not a curated record
UCUAUCUGUUAUUCUUCUUACAAUUAAGAAAUCAUUAAGCCUCGAGAUAAAACGACUGUGACUUAAAGUUAGUUGACUUAAUUGAGGAUUUUGUUAUUUCAGAAAAUAUCACAGCUUCAUAUAAAUCUGUGAUGUGGACAAAAUGUAAUGUAAUCAAAACACUAAUCUAAAAUAUUUCUUGAAAACAAAAACUAAAAAAAACACAUUGUUUCUUCCACCUACUUUAUGAUUUUCAUCCAAAUCGUCUUCAUCUUUAAUGAAAUUUGAAGUGGUUAAAAAAGGAAUGCAUUUCUUGCUGCAGAUUGUGACUUAACCGCCACUUUGAAUUGAUAUAAACAUUUAAUGCAGCAAUUAAAGUUUUUUUUUUUUUUACUGCAACUGUCAAGUUACCAUGUAUUUCCUAGUAAUUAGCCGUUAGAUUGGUGUCAUCACACUCAACCUCCUGUUAGUUCACAUUGAUUAGUUCAAAGCAGCAAGUGAAUGUCAUGGUGUGGCCUUACUGUGUGUGUGUGUGUGUGUGUGUGUGUGUGUGUGUGAGAGAGAAGCCAUUUGGUGCCACGUCUCUUUAAGGUUUACAUUUUGUGAUAUGCCCAUGACAAACACACCCCCUGUUCCUGUUCCCCUCCUCCACCGCUGCUGCAGCUGCAACUCGUGGGCCCAGGCAGCACAAGAGAGCCUGUCACUGGUGAUAGUGGAUUUAUCUCAUAUAGAAGAACUCCAACUAAACACUGCCUAUCUCCCAGAAGGCGCCAUCACGCACUGCUGAACCGCAAAGCGCUCCGUAAUGAAACAAGACAAAAACACAAGGAUGAAACAUGCUCCCUGGCCCCAGACGGCACACACCUCUCUGAUACCCAUGCUAACUCACUUCCUGUGUCAUGUUUUCUGACAGAAAAUGCCACUAGAUUAUAUCCAUGUAAAACUCCUGGAUAAAAAGUGGUGCUAUCCCAAAGGUUUAAAAUGAUUGACCAUAUGUCACAGACCAGUCCGAUAGCAUCAGAUGCACUGUAGUUUAUUUUAACAAGCUACUGAUGUGUAUCUUCCAUCUCUGGGGAACAAAUCAAAUCAAAGUAUUUUUUACACAAUGAAAAAUAAACCCAAGCACCAGAGUAGGAUUAUUUAAGCAUUUUUUUUUUUCAAACACAUCUAUAAUGCUGUAAGAUAAGCCAUUAAUGUAAUUUGUAUGGGAAUGAUGAACAGAGUGAUGUCCGUUUCUGCUUGAGCAGAUCAUCAGAUUUGUCAAAUGCUUCAGUGGUUUUUGAAUAUGUAAAGAUCUCAGCUCAACCGCCGUGCCUGACAGUUUGACGGCUAUGGCAUAAUAAGCCCACAUAAUUGGUUUAUAUUUAGUUAGACUGCACACUAUCAUUCCUUGACGGCUUGAAAAUUGUGUCAUAUCCUAAAUGCUACUCUUUGUGCAGACAAAUUGCAUGGCAUUUACCUAUGACAGUUUUCCCACUGGUACACGUCUUAUUUUACAACUACAAUAUUGUACUCGCUCUGCUUACAUUUUUAGCACAGUUUAGGAAAGUGUCACAUUCAUAAAAGCCACUGUCUGGCGGAAGUCUGGUAGUUUUAUUUGUACAGAUGUGGUCUCGAUGUGGUCCAGAUUAAACCCUGUCAGCCGGUGUUGUUUGCCUUGCUGUGAAGGUAACACAAUGCGUUACUGCUAUAGUAAACGACAGCUCUGAAUAGAGCUACGUCAGGUUAUGGCAGCUCACUUACUUAAAGCCAUUCAGUGGGGUUAUCUGGGGUCAAACAUGCCCUAAAGCUACUGAUUUUAUUGCAACACAAGAGCCCAAUAUGUAGUGUUGUAAUGGUGUUGUUACUUUACCAUUUCCCCAAGGAAACAGUUUCUUUACAUUAAAAGUUUUUAUACUUAAUAAAGAGUCUGUUAUUCAUACAUUAGUACUUUUCUUAGGAACAGUCAUUAGCAUAUUUAAACCUGUAACUACUCUGAAUCUGGUGAUAUAACUUUGAUAAGGAAAAAAUCUGAUGAAAUCCUUAGAAUCUCAAAACAAGGGUUUAUUUAAACAGGUAAACCUAAACUUCCUCUGCAACACAUGGCUACAGUGAACAAAUGACUUGUGGAAUUCAGAGGUCAUGAACCCUUGGUGAAAGGACAGACCAAUGUUUCAGUGUAGCUAACAUCUGCUUUCCUAAAAUGGGUGGAAACAUUGUAUAUUAGAGAAAUGCCGCAACGACAGAUGAUUUGAAACUAAGUGUAGAAGACACUGACCCAAUUGUUCAUUUCAAACUGUAUACCUAACUCUCAGAAAAUGAAAACCGUGUCAAACAAACAAAAUUCCACCCACACCAUAUGGCUUCCAAGAUUUAAUGAAAGCAUUACAGACUUGCUGCAAUAGGAAAUGUAAUUUCCUUUUGACUGUGGGUUAUAGAGGCAGAACCUUUAUGUGGCUAAGUUAUGAGCUAUUUUUAUGUGUUUUUUUUUUUUUUUUGUGAAGCUUGAAGAUCACUCCAUUCUCAUUCUAAUUACAAUUUUAUCACUUAAAAUAAACAUUUAAAAUAAAUAUGAUUUAAAAAAUAUAUACAUAUAAUAAUUACAGGGAUUAAUAUAGACUACCAUUCAACAUUUUGGGGUAAAUAUAAAUAUUUUAUUCAGCAAGAAUGCAUUCAAUUGAUAAAAUGUGACAAUAAAGGUAAUUAUAAUGUUACAAAAAAUUACAUUUCAAAUAAAUGCUGUUCCUUUGUUCUUCUUUUCUACUUAAUAUUCAUUGAAGAUUACUGAAAAAAGGUAUUACAGUUUGCACAAAAAUAUUAAGUAGCACAACUGUUUAAAACUAAAUCAUUAUAUUAGAAUGAUUUCUGAGGAUCAUGUGACACUGAAGACUAAUGGCUGCAGAAAAUAUAGCUUCGCCAUCACAGGAAGAAUUGACAUUUUUAAAUAUAUCAAAAUAGAAAACAUUUUAAAUUCUAAUAACAUUUCACAAUAUUACUGUUUUUGAUCAAAUAAAUGCAGCCUUUUGAGACUUAACUAUUUGACUACAAACCUUUGAAUAGCAAUGUAAAUACUAAAGAAGUACUACUUUUGAUGAUUCAUCGUGAUCCACAGUAAGCAGUUACCAAAGAGAGACACUGUGUUCUGUGGACCUCAUCAUCUCUCAUCAUUCCACAUUAGUGGAAUUACUGGACAGGUGAUGACAGUGCAGGCUGCUUGUUUGGGACAAAGCUGAAAUUGUCUGUGUCUGCUUAUACUCCCCUGUGCCAAACGGUAUAAAUCUGUCACCGCUUGGAAUCAAUACAUAGGGCUGGUGUGUUAGCGAGUUUUAUGUCUGUGUGGAAAUGAUGCCAAAACUCCUGUCUUGGUUUUGUUUAUUGCAGAUGAAAUGUAACCCAGGUUCUGACAUGAGAUGAACCCAAAACAGUUGGCAGCAGCAACAAAUUAGCAGUCUGUGGAGGCAUUUCCUAAAUCAAAGUUAAUUUGAGAAUGAGGAACAAGUAUGCAGUCAUCAUUAUCUGCAUUGUGGCACUUGUCAUCAUUGAAAAAGAAAACAACAUUAUUUCAAGGGUCUCAGACAAGCUGACACUUAGACGGACCCCACAGACAGAGCCUCCAGUGCCCUACAAUGCUUCCAGCGCUCUGGUAGUAAUGGACGACAACAGUUCCUAUCCAGAGGACAUGUAUGCUGAGAACGGCAUUCAGGCAGGCCGAAAGCACAUCCUCUUGAUGGCUACCACUCGUACAGGAUCUUCCUUUGUGGGCGAGUUCUUCAACCAGCAGGGUGGAAACAUGUUUUACCUCUUCGAGCCGCUGUGGCACGUGGAGAGGAUGCUAUCGAUUGGCUCGAGUGGCACAAAUGCCAGCACUUCAGUUUGGGUGUACAGAGAUGUCCUACAGCAUCUCUUCUUGUGUAACUUCUCAAUGCUGGAGCGCUUCAUCAGCCCUCCUCCACAGGACCAUGUCACCCCUGCCCUGUUCCGCAGAGAGUCCAGCAAGGCCCUGUGCGAGGAGCAAGUCUGCUCUCCGGUUGUAAAAGAUGUUUUUGAGAGGUACCACUGCAAGACGAGACGAUGCGGGCCGCUCAAUCUGACCUUGGCUUCGGAGGUCUGCUUAGGAAAACAGCACAGGGUGAUCAAAACAGUGAGGGUCCGACAAUUAGACACACUUCGUUCUCUAGUAGAGGACCCUCGGUUGGAUAUCAAACUCAUUCAGCUGGUUAGAGACCCUCGAGCCAUCCUGGCAUCAAGGAUGGUGGCCUUUGCAAGUAAGUACCAGAACUGGAAAAGCUGGGCAGUGAAUGGAGACAUUCCUAUAGAGAACGAAGAGGUCAAACGUCUCGAAGGAAACUGUAACAAUAUCCGCAUCUCUGCCGAGUUGGGCUUGAGUCAGCCGAAAUGGCUGAAAAACCGUUAUAUGCUAGUACGUUAUGAGGAUAUCGCCAGGUACCCCAUGCAGAAAGCAGCAGAAAUGUACAAUUUCACAGGGAUUCCGAUGACGACACAAGCACGGGAUUGGAUCCUCAAAAACACACAUGCCUCAACCGAGGCAAGCGGUGUGUAUUCCACCCAAAAAAACUCUUCAGAACAGGUGGAGAAAUGGCGGCUUGGUAUACCGUUCAAACUGGCCCAAGUUAUACAGAAAGUUUGUGGACCGACCAUGAAACUUUUUGGGUAUAGGUUUGUAGACAGUGAACAGACACUAUUGAACAGAUCUUUCAGUUUGCUUGAAGAAAAACUAUAUAUUUAGGCAUAGGCAUUUUUUGAUGCAUACAUUGUUACAGGAAAACCAAGCGUGAAAUGUGACAAGGUUUUGUUUUUAUAUGUGGACUAAAAAAUAUGCAUAGCAGAGACACACUGUAGCACACUGGGAUGUUGCUUAUACUGAGGCACUUGUGGCAUGCAUCACCUGAAUUAUUUGAUAAAGCCUAACUGAAAUUAUGAGUGAAUGAUUCUAGAUGCCUUCAUAUGAAAAAAAAAAAAACGUUUGAUGAGGAUAAAAAUCAUCUGUACUCAUAAGAUGAGAAAUGAUCUGACUUUGAAUGUGUAUAUUUGUGUCUGGAAACAGUGUUUCCUUUUUAUGAAAAAAGCUAAAAGAUCAUUAUUACACAAAAAGGGAAGUGAAACAAGCCGGCAUCUUAUUUAUGUGUUGUGCUGCUGCUAAAGUUAUGUUCGCUCACCAGAGCCAUUUCAAAUUGCUUUGUUGAAAUUAAAACCCAAAAACUGGCUUUGAGAGUUUUUGUCAUCUCUCAUUAUUGUAAGAUAGAAUUUUUUAACGCAUCUGGAUUAAAAAACACUGUGUGAAGAGGCAGUCAGUAUAGAAGAGGCAGUCAGUAUAAAAGGCAGCUUUUGACAGCCAGCUGUGAUCCCAGAGUACAAUUGUAGUAUUAUUCUCAAAAAAAAAAAAAAAAACUGAAGCGCAGAAUAGAUCUUUGACCACGCAAGUUUUUAAACGUUUAAUAUUUUAAACCUUUUUAAAAAACAAAAAUUCAAUAUGAGAAGUAAAAUAAUAACAACAGAAACAGCAAAAUACUGAAGAAAACACCAACAUUUUCCAAGAGCAUCUGCUCUUCACUAUACAAGCAUAGCAAACAAGAGAAAAAGCAGCACCAGUUUCUUUAGGACUUUUGAAAAGCAUAGCAUUCUUAAAAUAGCUGAAUAGAAUUUAGUUUCAACCAAAGCCCUAAUUCCAAAACUAUUUCAAACAUCACAUAUGUUUUAUUUUUAGAAUGACCAUCUGUGAAAUAUUGUUAGGAAACACAUGAAGUCUUAUAUGACAGCAUGACAUAAAUAUGAAAUCUACACGGACAUUCUGGGAACAGUGAUGUUUUCUCUGCCCACAUAAUUUUACAAUCUUAUCUCAACACAGAUUUACUGAGAACCACUGAUGUUCUCUAUGCACAAAUAAAAUUACUAACCUUAUCUUGACUAAAUAUCCACUUCAUCCUCAAACUAUUUCCUGAAUUUCCUGGCCAUGGAGACCUAGUGUAUGCCAAAGCUUAGAUGUCUGCAUUAGCAACACCGUGGUUCUUUGAAAAGAGAUACAGUAGUAUCUUCAUGCUUUAUGCUUCAUUUCCACUGCAAGCAAGCAGCACAUCAUGCAGAAUACAUUGCUCUUCACAGAAAGAGUUGCUUCUCAGAACAAUAAGCCAUGAAAACACAAAUGUAUGUUUCUAUUUAAUUGUACUGCUGCUAUCUGUUUGCAACAAUAAAUAAUUUAAGAUCCGCUAUUGCAUUCGCUGGCACUAUAAGAUAAAUGUGCAUUCAAGAGUCUAACAUCUGUUAAACAAAGAACGAGAGAGAGAGUGCAGAGUGUCUGUCUACACACUGGUAUUUCACAAAAUAUGGGUUUAUUAUGAUUCACCAGUGUUGCAAUGUCCCUUGGAAUCAGAAUCCCCGAUUUAAUGAGUCUAUAGGGAAAUCUGCAUUGACAAAACAGUGAAGCUGCCGCUCUGCUUCAGCGUACGCGCUGUGAUCGUCGCAUAGCCCUCGUGAAAGCUGAUUUCUACAAGAACAAACCGAAAAAUCAGUUCUCUAAGUGACACUGAGCAUAAAGUGUGAUUUAUACCUGCAGGAUUUCUGUUGCUAGUUCAUGUUGAGGACAUAUGCAAAUGCAUGUUUCAUUGACACGAGACUUUCCUCCCCACAAAUCAAUAUCAAACACAUCUCUGAUGUUCAUAUAUGCCAUAAAAGGCCUAUGAAAACAAAUGUCACAGUAUUGUCUUUUCUAAGUAUGUUUUCUUUAACUGAUUCUUGACUGAUUUGGGACUAUACUGUGAGAGCGUUGUGCAGGCAGUGCAACAGGAAAUCAGCCUCGAUGUGUAUGUGCAUGUGUUCCACUCUCUCGGGAUGUGCCACACCUUCUAAGUAGCGCUCUGUUCACACUAGGGCUCAGACGGCCGUUGAACAGGCCUUUCAUACUGUCCUUCCAAAGCUUCCAGUCUCUAAAGCACACAGCGCUGCCUGUUUAUAGCUCAGAAGCCUGCUGGCCUGCUACAGCCUGAGCUGACUAAUCAUAUGCAACACAGAGGGAUUAUUCCACUGACUCCAAUUGACCCAUUGAUGCCUCGCAAAUAACGUGAGGAAAAAAUAACAUCUGAAACCAGACAAAAAGGUAUCUGUGAGGGGGAAAAAAGGAUGUGUUUAUGGAAAAAAAUCCCUUUCAGGAUAUUUCUGAGUUGUUGCUUAGUCAUGCAGUCUUGGGUCUCACUGCUGAUGUUUAUCUUUAGUGUCUGGGUGAAGUCUGCACUGGAAAAGUGAGGGAAAUACGUGGCUUGACCAGAGAGAGAGAUGGUGUGAGAGAGAGCUCUGACUUGUCUGAUUAUGCCAAUAAUUACCAUCAACAAACAAUAAAUACAGGGACUGGAAAGCCCUCCAAAUGAUGAAGUUUCCAUUCAUCAUGAUCUCAGUACUUAUAUUGCUUAACAUUACUGUUAAUUACAGAGUAUUGUGAAUUGUGCAGUUGUGUGUAUAUUCAAAAUACAUUACAAAAUAACUGGCCAUCCUGGGUAUAAAAUGUAGAUUAUACAGUAAUUAUAUAAAUAAUACUGUAUAAAUAUAUAAAAUGUAAAUAUUGCAUAACCCUUUAAAUGUUAAACAAUAAGAAAAACUUCCCAAAAACGUUAGUCCACAAAAAAUGAAAAUUCUUUCAUCAUGUACCCUCAAGUCAUUCCAAGCCGUUAUGACUUUUGUUCUUCUGCGGAACAUAAAAGAAGGUAUUUUGCAGAAUGC